Molecule: messenger RNA, 2872 nt
Organism: Siniperca chuatsi (mandarin fish)
Lineage: Eukaryota; Metazoa; Chordata; Actinopteri; Centrarchiformes; Sinipercidae
Gene: hdx
Product: highly divergent homeobox
Exons: 11
Coding region: 245-2620 (791 amino acids)
Biological process (GO): regulation of transcription by RNA polymerase II
Molecular function (GO): DNA-binding transcription factor activity, RNA polymerase II-specific; RNA polymerase II cis-regulatory region sequence-specific DNA binding
Source: RefSeq, a predicted model, not a curated record
UUGAGCUCCCAUUGGCUCCUGUCUGCAAAUACGUCACAAUCAUGAUUAGAAUUGAUGAUCGGACGUUCUGAUUUCAUUGUCUAGCAAAGGGGACUGGUAAAGAAAUCUGCUGAAUUUGAACGUUCGUCUGAUUUUGGCAUCAAAAAUGCCACAUUACCCAGCAGUGUGCCAGGUACACUGAGACAGGAUGAGUGCAAUCAAAAUUGUGCUAAUCUAGAAACAUGGAGGUUUCGCUGUGAUCUGCAUGGCUGCCCCAUUCCCCUCCAGUAGCAGAAUGGAUGCGUGGCCACAAAGACGUGGCCUGCAGGCUAUGAACCUACGGUCAGUGUUUACGGCUGAACAGCAGAGGAUCCUGGAACGUUACUAUGAUAAUGGGAUGACCAAUCAGAGCAAGGCUUGCUUCCAGCUAAUACUGCAAUGUGCUCAGGAGGCCAAACUGGACUUCAGCGUGGUCCGGACAUGGGUCGGCAACAAAAGACGUAAGCUCGCCUCCAGGGUAGAACAGAAUGGAGGCGUUUCUCAUUCCUUAUCCAGUCACGGACUCGCUGGGGGACUACUCUCCAAUCACACGUUAGCCGGAGGUGCUCUGACCAAUCAUAGCCUGGCGACAGGGGCCCUGCUACCCGCUGAAAUGGCUGCAGCGCGGAACAUCCAGAAUCGUGUGCACCUUCUCCCUCCAUCCUCGACCUUCCCUUCUUUCUCGUCAACAUCCUCCUCUCCUUCCUCUUCUUCUCCCCUAAGCAGCGGAAGUAACAACAACAACAACCACAAUAAUGACGUCAUACUGACCGGGAUCUACUCUCUCAACUCCGUUCCUCGCUCCCGACCAAGACCCACAGCCCCCCCAUCUCAGUCAGACACUGAGCUUUCUGCACGCACAUCCUCGUCUCUGAUCAACCAGGCCCUGCAGAGCAGGAGCAGCUCCACCUCCUCACCCCUCCACUCCAAGCUGGUCUCACUCUCUCAAAACCUCCCACCCCUCACAUCUGCCUCAGGACCUUUAGUCUACACUGCAGUCAGGAAGGGAACUUUAUCCCUUGGGGAGGCAGGGGUAAGUGCAGGAGCAGGUGUAGUACCUCACAGCUGGACUAGGCAGUACGGUACAGCGCAAACUCGCCCUUGGUCCUCUUCCUCACACUCCCAGACUAAGCUUCAGCCCAGACCUCACUCAAACUCCCAACCUCAACCACCUGCCCCUCAGAAGACUCGGGUCUCCCUCCCAGUACUCCCAGACUCUGGUCCUUCUGAACAGACGCCUCGCAUCCAGCAGGUCUUCACUUUGUCAGAAAGAGGCGAGGGGGACAGACUCAGGUCGAGUCAUGUGUCUACCCAGAAAGGCCAUGAGAGUCAUAGGCCGGCGCCCAAUCCUCUGGACACCAGUCAUAACUUCUCCAUCGCAAUGGAAACUGGAGAUGAAGAAGAUGAGUGGCAAAGGGAAGAGGAGUUGGCAAAUAUGGCCGCUCAGACACACAUCCACAGGGAGCAGGCGUCAGCCAGCCCAACCGGGGCUGAAGUGUCCGUGGCGAGAGGAAGCCACUCGCCCCCUAUGACUAGCUCCAGGCCCGCACUGCUUCACAGCAACACAACUCUUCAGGGCAGCUACUCCCUCACAGCACAGACCUCACUUACAGGGGAAUCCAGCCCACAGACUUCACUUGGUGUGUCUGCUGCCCCCUGGGUUAUCAGCAACUCCAGAAAGAGAACACUGCAGGAUCGGACCCAGUUCAGUGACGGGGAUCUCAUCCAACUUAAGCGCUACUGGGACCGAGGCAUGACCAGCCUGGGCUCAGUCUGCAGGGAAAAGAUCACUGCUGCAUCGAACCAGCUCAGCGUAGACACUGAAAUAGUCAAGACAUGGAUCAGUAACAGGCGGAGGAAGUACCGUCUGAUGGGUAUUGAAAUCCCUCCACCUAAAGGUGGGCCUGCUGUAUUCACAACCUCAUCCCCAGGAAACGAAUCUCCAGUGGGCCUCAGCCCUGACGAGGAGCGGCUCAGAACGCCCGAACUCGGAGAUGACUUGAAUGAUGGGGGAUCUGUUUGUCUGUCGGAAGAUGGCACCAUCGACUCACAACAUAGAGACGGAGAAGAUGGAACAGAUUUCUCCACUGCUGCUCCACUGGCCAAUAAUGUGAAGAUCGAAGUAAUUGACGAGGAAGAAGAUGAUGAUUAUGAUGGCGAAUUAGUGGCUUCAGACCUAGAGCAAAUGCAGAGCCUGCUGGAAUUCAAGCACGAGGAAGUGCAGUUCUUGGAGCAUGAGCUAGAGAACCAAAAACAAAAAUACCAGGAGCUUGCAAGCUUUACGAAGAGCCUGCUCAGCGCUGUGAGAAAUAAUGAUCUGGAGAGACAGCAGGAACUCAUGGCUAGUCUACCUCAGCCUUCAGACCAGGACUGGGACGUGACUGUGGAGAGAGGAACCCAGCCUGCUGCUGUGUCAGCAGACGCAUCCUCCAACCACAACGACUCCCCGGCGGCUGGUGCGAGCAGCGUGGAGCCUCCACCGGCCCCAGCAUACGAAGAAGUCCCACUGGUCACCAUAAACGAAGACGACACGACAACUGAAGUUACUGAGCCCUCUGCAUCAGAGGAGCAACUACAGGAAGCAGUUUCAGAACAAAAGUGACUAUCUCAUGUACAUCAGCUCACAUAGACUCAUACAGAUGUUUCCAAACUCCACAUAGAAGCUGGUUUCACACGAGAGGGACUGUAUGGUCUUACAUUUACACAAACACUCUGGUAAACUCACGCUCCACGCCUAGUGCCUGUGGAUUGAUGCUUCUCUAUGACUGUUGGGCUGACAAAUGCCUUUUUUACUGCAUAUCAUUCGCCUUGCUCUGGACCAGUCCAGAGAGAACAAUAAACGACCUCCAAUGUA